AUGAACGCCUCAUAUGCUCGCCGUGACCCCACUCCUGUGGAAGAAGCAAUGCGUCACAUCGCCAUGGUAACCAACGUGAUCAUCCUCAUUCUGGGUGUUUCCGGCAACGGGCUGGUGAUAUGGGCCAUAGCCCGGCGGAAGAAGCGCAACACCUUCACCUCAAUCUGCUACCUCAACAUGGCUGUGGCGGACCUCCUCUUCUCCGCUGGCCGCAUCCCUGCCCUCGUGCAGGAGAUCCAGUAUGGCCGCUGGCCCUUUGGCAUGGUCUUGUGCAAGCUCCAUUCCUUUGCCCGCUACCUCACCGUCUUCACCAGUGUCUUCAUCCUUACUCUCAUCAGUGUCUACCGCUGCCUGUUGGUAGCACGGCCCGUUUGGGCCCGGAACCACCGGAGUCUUCGCUUUCAGGCCUGGAUGUGCACCGGGGCGUGGCUCCUAGCUUUUGCCCUCAGCGUGCCCUACCUGGUGCUCCGCCAUGUUGACAUCAAAGAUGGUGCAGCCUAUUGCGUCUAUCGGAAAGACCUCAAGAUCUCCACAGAGCUGCCCAUAAGGCUGAGCAGGUUCUUGGCAGGAUUCCUCAUACCCUUCGUCAUCAUUGCCUCGGCCUACUUGGUUCUGACCUGUAAGAUUCGCAAGCUGCGCUGGGAAGGCUCCCACAAAACCUUCACGCUGGUGGCCACUAUUGUGGUGCUCUUCUUUGCCUGUUGGCUUCCCCACCACGUCUUUGUGCUCAUCAGCACGCUCAUGGCUGAUAAGGGUAAAUGGGGUGUUGGUCUCAAGCUGUCCAAUGCUCUGGCCUACCUCUAUUGCUGCAUCAACCCUGUAAUCUAUGGCACUGUGGGAUGCAUCCGAAGCAGAGGCCGCCGCCGCCGCCAACAGGCAUCCUUCCUGGGGAUCUUCCGCAAGGCACUGACUGAAGACGACGAAAGCUCUACUGGGCCAGAAGCAUCUCGGAGCCUUAGCCGGAAGUCCUAA
Molecule: messenger RNA, 972 nt
Organism: Hemicordylus capensis (graceful crag lizard)
Lineage: Eukaryota; Metazoa; Chordata; Lepidosauria; Squamata; Cordylidae
Product: chemerin-like receptor 1
Exons: 1
Coding region: 1-972 (323 amino acids)
Biological process (GO): complement receptor mediated signaling pathway; positive regulation of cytosolic calcium ion concentration; inflammatory response
Cellular component (GO): plasma membrane
Molecular function (GO): complement receptor activity; N-formyl peptide receptor activity
Source: RefSeq, a predicted model, not a curated record